AUGGCAUCGUCAAAAGAAAUUCAGCAUUCUUCCAGACCUCUCGGUCAACAUCGUCUGUCCAUGUCUACGAAUUCUGGCUCACUUCCGAAAUCGCAUGCACGAAACCAUUCUCAUUCCGUAUCUUCAGGAUCCCUUAUCCCCAGCCACCGGGUGACACGUCGGAAGAGUGUGUCGUCCAACGCUGCUAGCAAUGUCGCUGCAAUGGUUGCUGCCGUGAGAGAGGCGGGAGAAACCACAGGUGGAAUGCCAAUCACUGCUCGCCGAAACACAAUGUCGAAGAACGCCUCUGCUAGGGCUGCAGCCCUUGGGAGUCUUCCUUCACCACCUGCCAGCCUGCCGAGCCAUCGAAUUCGAAUGUCCGCGGGUGGAAAGCCAGACCGUGGCGAGAGUGCCAUUGACGACGACCAAAACGAUGAUAUGGAUGAGGAUGAAGAAGAUUUCAAACAAUCGCGCAUGAGAAGAGCCAGCGAGGGUCAGCACCUCUUGAAGGACGGAAAGAAGAGCAGCGGAAGCGAUCUCAAGUGUGACAAAUGUGGAAAGGGAUACAAGCACAGCAGCUGCUUGUCAAAGCAUUUAUGGGAGCAUACUCCGGAGUGGUCUUUCACAUCCAAAUUGCUUAUCUCUAAGCAUCAACAGGUGCAAUUGUUGGAGGCGGCGUCUGUCCUUUUGACCAUGAAUCAAGAUGGCACAACCCCUCCGGAUUCUGCCAAGGAUUUCCAGAGCGACCAAGAUUCUGCAUCUCCUGCUGCAUCGGGUUCGUCUGAGCCGCACGAUGGAACCAGCUCUGCAGAUACCACACCUCCUCCGCAGGCGGAUAUGUUCAACACUUACGGGAGCGGAUCCUACGUUGGCAGGCACAAGAGGUACAGCAGCGGCACCAACUAUUCUCGCUCUUACCAAUCUGCUCCAUCCUCCAAUAUGCUUCACAGCGGGAGCGUCCCCAGUGGUUCUGGCUUCGGUCACUAUCGCCAACCAAGCCAUGAACGUCGUCCACCGUCUUCGGGAAUCAGUCGGAACCAGGAAGAUGAGGGCUUGGCAGCUGCCGUCGAGCUUCUCUCUUGCAGCUUUGGAAGUACCAGGACAAACCCUGUCACUCUUCCAGCAGAUGCUCCUCCUGUGCCACACAUUCCCGCGCAAUACCUCAACCAGGGCAAUUUCUCAGGUACGACCUUGACACCAAAUCAACACCCUCGCCAGACCGAGAGUUACACACGCCACCAGAUUCACCAUGAUGGUGAUAUCAAAAUGGAAGAGAGCGAGGAAAGCGUUGCCGAUGACGAAGAAUAUGACCAACGAUCCAGAGCGCGUAGUGACGAAGAUGACGACGGCGUUUUUGGACGCAUGGAGGAGUAA
This is a messenger RNA of Mollisia scopiformis, 1353 nucleotides long. RefSeq lists its product as uncharacterized. Lineage: Eukaryota; Fungi; Ascomycota; Leotiomycetes; Helotiales; Mollisiaceae. The record is from RefSeq and is a predicted model, not a curated record. The transcript is spliced from 3 exons. Bases 1 to 1353 code for a protein of 450 amino acids.